UCGUGAUAGCGAGCUCUAAAGCCACCCGUUUCGUCUCCCCGGUCCCCUCACCAUGGCUACCGCUUCCUGGCCUGCUCCCACCGCCUCCUUCGCGCCGGCGCCGGGGAGGCUCAAGGCAGGUCCUUUACCCGUCAAGACGCGUCCCUGCCGAGUCCUUCUCAGGGCGUCAAGCGAAUCCGCCAUGGUUGCUGGUGACACAUUGCUUGGUUUGUAUGAGAAAGAGAGGUUAGGCCUCUCACAAUAUGCAGAUGAGGAGUCUAAUGAAGAGAGAUUCUGGGAAAUCUUGGAUGCUGAUUUGCGCUACUGGACCAGAUCCCUGCGCCCAGUGCAGUGGUAUCCUGGUCACAUUGCAAAAACAGAGAAAGAAUUGAAGGAACAGUUAAGGCUCAUGGAUGUUGUCAUAGAGAUCCGUGAUGCUAGGAUUCCCUUGUCCACCAGCCAUCCUAAGAUGGAUUCCUGGCUAGGCAACCGGAGAAGGAUCAUAGUCUUGAACCGCGAGGACAUGAUCUCAACUGAAGACAGGAAUGCAUGGGCUUCUUACUUUGCUAUUCAGGGCACCAAAGUAGUUUUCUCCAAUGGGCAGCUGGGCAUGGGUACGAUGAAAUUAGGUAGGAUGGCAAAAUCAGUAGCAUCUGUUGUGAACACAAAGCGAAGGGAAAAGGGGCUCCUUCCUCGUCCGGUUCGAGCUGGAAUAGUUGGAUAUCCAAAUGUUGGCAAAUCUUCCUUGAUUAAUCGCUUGCUAAAACGAAGAAUGUGUCCAGCAGCACCGAGACCAGGAGUCACAAGAGAACUGAGGUGGGUUCGUUUUGGAACAGAUCUAGAGUUGUUAGAUUCACCUGGAAUUUUGCCUAUGCGAAUUAGUGACCAGACAGCUGCAAUUAAGCUGGCUAUAUGUGAUGAUAUUGGAGAAAGGUCGUACGAUUUUGCUGAUGUGGCAGCCAUUCUAGUGCAGAUGUUGAUAAGACAUCCUGCAGUAGGUUCUGAGGCAUUUCGAAGGCGAUAUAAGAUUGAUGUAGAUAGCGAUUGUGGUAAAAUGUUUGUCACAAAGCUCUCUCUUCACUUGUUCAAUGGAGACACGAGCCAGGCAGCUUUCCGCAUCUUGUCUGACUAUAGGAAAGGCAAAUUUGGCUGGGUGGCGCUGGAGAGACCUCCAACAUGAGCAAUGGAGAUAUGGAUGAUUCUGAUAUGCUAGAGCUGCAUUUGUUCAUAGCACAACACAAUGUAAUGUCCUUUGUGGCACACUUCAGGAUAAUUUAUCCGGGCCUACACCUUAUAUGAGGAAUCAAUUUUUAGAAUAGCUGUCCAUCUAUAGACACAAUACAUCAGAAAUCCUCCUGUUGUUACUAGGCAGUCUAGAGCAGCCGAGAUUAUCUGUAUAAUUAGGUGACGGAAUUAAUUUUGAGAAGCGAAUUGAGGUUGCAACGUUGCCUUAUCA
Molecule: messenger RNA, 1435 nt
Organism: Phragmites australis (common reed)
Lineage: Eukaryota; Viridiplantae; Streptophyta; Magnoliopsida; Poales; Poaceae
Product: DAR GTPase 3, chloroplastic-like
Exons: 9
Coding region: 53-1159 (368 amino acids)
Cellular component (GO): mitochondrion
Molecular function (GO): GTPase activity; GTP binding
Source: RefSeq, a predicted model, not a curated record